GAAUUACACUAAAUUGUAUUCUGUUGUUCUGCUGUAACAUUGGAAUUUUCUGGGUCCAUCCUGCCGCAUCACACAGAACUUGUCCAGUUGCAAACCGAGGUCUUCAUCACCACGGUGGACGACUCAUCGGGAAUCCGCAGCUUUCAUUGACAGCGCCAUCACUUCUGAGAUACUCUUAUAUUGUAGUUGAAUAAAGGCACGAUAUUAGUAUGAGUGCUGUCGCAAGAGCUUUCGGAAGGGCACACAAGAAGCAUCUGGAGCAUCAUGCAGGGGACACUGGGGAUGCCCAAGAACAGCCUGCCCCCCAGCAGGUUUUGUCAGCAGAAACUAGAGGCAGUGAGCUCAGCAAGCUUCUGUCCAGCACUCCCACAUGCAUCCUGCGCCCGCAUGCCUUCUUUGUGUCGUGGCAGGGCGUUGUCACACUCGCAUACAGGGGCUUUCCACCAGCAUUGGUGCGCCUGAAGCAGGAACUCGACAAAAGGCAUGGCAGCCUGCCAAAGGAGAAUCCUGGGUCCAAGUGGCCCAAGACCUCUCUGGGCGCUGUUAGGGACACGUGCAGGCUGAAUCCCCAGCAGCUGGACGCCCUGCUCAGGAUCUGCAGGGAGGAGACAGAGUUGCUAAGGGCGGAUGAGCUGGCAUCCCAGGGCUUCCUGAUCGACAGAGCUGCAGUGGCCGUCUUUGAGUGCAGGAGUCUGGAGCGGCUGGUGAGUUGGCAGGAGAUGGGCUUCUCUGGCGAGGUCGAUGAGUCACUGCCAGAGGGCGAGGAGACGGAGAGAGUGGAUCGCAUAAUGGCAGAGGCCGAGGCGCCCGAUUACUGGUUUGCUGCCAGCCGUGACGGCAACAGGGAAGGCCACUACAGAGAUGACCACUUGGGAGUGACGCUUGCUUUUGGCCUGCCGCUGGAGGCAGGCCACGUGGAGGCAGCCACGCAGGUAGGGGCGCUGAUAGAGAGGUUCAGACAGCGAGUCAAUGCAGAGCUGCCUGGCAUGUAUGCCUGGUUUGCCGACAGCUCGCUGCAUGUCACACUGCGUGCUGUCAUCUGAGCACACCAGAUGUGGCACAACUGUAUAGUAAUUGUACUGCACUGUGUUCUGUUCUGACCACUGGUUGACCACUGUUCUGGCAGACUGCUUGGAGGUCAGGUUGCAGACGUGCAGAGCAAGUAUUCUGAUGAGGGCAAUUGCAAGACAGAGCUGAACAGCAAACUAAUAAUAGAUCUUGAGUAGAAUAGACCUAUUGUAAGCUCUGUAUGCUGAGUUGAAACUGGGUGUUCUAUCAUAGGAUUGAAUUAGGAUUUGGAUUUUGGGAGUGGCAAGGCUGCGUACAUCAUUUUCCCCUCUAUCAGCAUGUAUACUUGAAGGGGCGCUAGCAUAUAUGCAUCCAGGUAGACUAAAAACUUGGAUCGUGAGAACGAAAGUUUUACUUCCUUGCAUGCCCAGGUUAAAGGAAUAGGAAUGCAGAUGCCUGCAUAAAGCAGAGCAAGUAGGAAGGGAGUAAUAACAGGAAUAAUUGAACAUUUUGAACAGGCAUGCAAUUGUAAUUCCAACAUCAUUUC
This is a messenger RNA of Coccomyxa subellipsoidea C-169, 1555 nucleotides long. RefSeq lists its product as hypothetical. The record is from RefSeq and is a predicted model, not a curated record. The coding region runs from base 210 to 1043 and encodes 277 amino acids. The transcript is spliced from 7 exons. Lineage: Eukaryota; Viridiplantae; Chlorophyta; Trebouxiophyceae; Coccomyxaceae.